AUGGUAGCAAAUGCUUCAUUGCUUGUGAUUUUGAUUCCUGACAAUAUUCGAGAUUUGAUUGUCUUAGCUUUUAGAAAAAUGGGUGGAGUAUUUAAAAAACGGAAAACCAUGAAUGACGAAGUUGAUAACCCUCAUGCCAGCAGGAAAUGGUUGAACAUUACUGCCUCAUUAGAUAGAGACUAUUACAGUGACGAAGAAAUGUUCUAUGUAAAUGAACAUGUUGAACAAGAAUCAGUGAACCAAGAUGGAGAUUAUUACAUGCCUCAUAAUGUAGAUGAUUAUUAA
Messenger RNA from Naegleria fowleri, 285 nucleotides. RefSeq lists its product as uncharacterized. The record is from RefSeq and is a predicted model, not a curated record. The transcript has a single exon. Bases 1 to 285 code for a protein of 94 amino acids. Lineage: Eukaryota; Heterolobosea; Eutetramitea; Acrasida; Naegleriidae.